This is a messenger RNA of Capsella rubella, 1597 nucleotides long. RefSeq names its product monodehydroascorbate reductase 3. Gene Ontology annotation, cellular component: cytoplasm. Bases 93 to 1418 code for a protein of 441 amino acids. The transcript is spliced from 9 exons. NCBI's taxonomy places the organism in Eukaryota, Viridiplantae, Streptophyta, Magnoliopsida, Brassicales, Brassicaceae. The record is from RefSeq and is a predicted model, not a curated record. Gene Ontology annotation, molecular function: oxidoreductase activity, acting on NAD(P)H; flavin adenine dinucleotide binding.
CCCCACUCCACUAUAUAUAAAAGGUCUCGAGUCACUUUCCCAUUAACAUAUAUACCAAACAAAGAAACUGAGAAAGAAGUUUUUAUUCAUCAAUGGCGGAAGAGAAGAGCUACAAGUACGUGAUCAUUGGAGGUGGCGUUGCCGGCGGUUAUGCGGCGAGAGAGUUUAAGAAGCAGGGUCUAAAGCCUGGUGAACUAGCAAUCAUUUCCAGGGAAGCUGUGUCUCCUUUUGAGCGUCCUGAACUGACCAAGGUAUAUAUCGACCUCUCAGUCAACCCGACCCUUGCGAGUAUCUAUUGCUGUGCUGGAACUGGAGAAGAGAAGCAGUACCCUCAUUGGUACAAACAGAAUGGGAUUGAUCUAAUUGUAAGCACAGAGAUAGUCAAAGCAGAUCUUGCUUCCAAGACACUUGUUAGUGAUGAUGGAACAAUUUACAAGUACCAAACUUUGCUAAUUGCUACCGGUUCUACUUGCAUAAGAUUGGCAGAACAUGGCAUCCCAGAAGCAGAUGUUAAGAAUAUAUUCUACCUAAGAGAAAUCGAUGAUAAUGAUGAGCUUUCGUUAGCUAUGGAACUAUAUGUGCAAAAGGGACAGGCCGUGGUCAUUGGCGGCGGUUUCUUAUCCCUUGAGAUGAGUUCUUCUCUAAAGGCUAAUAACCAUGAAGUGACUAUGGUUUUUCCAGAACCUUGGAUUCUGAACCGGUUUUUCACCCCUGAGAUGUCUGCAUUCUAUGAGGGUUACUUAAUCAACAAGGGAAUCAAAAUCAUUAAGGGAACUGCAGUCACCGGAUUUAACACCAACUCGGAUGGAGUGGUCACGGAGGUGAAACUAGAUGACGGAACAACCCUAGAUGCUAACAUUGUGGUCGCCGGUGUUGGUGCUAAACCGGCCACCUCACUCUUCAAGGGCCAAAUUGAAGAGCUGAAUGGUGGAUUAAAGACUGAUGGGUUCUUCAAAACAAGCGUCCCUGACGUAUACGCACUUGGAGAUGUAGCCACAUUCCCCAUGAAAAUGUAUGGCGAGAUGAGGCGUGUUGAACAUGCUGACAAUGCUCGCAAAUCUGCUGGACAUGCAGUCAAAGCAAUCAAAGCAGCUGAGGAAGGGAAAACUGUCCCAGAUUACGAUUAUCUUCCCUAUUUCUACUCUCGGUUUUUCGAUCUCUCGUGGCAAUUCUAUGGGGACAACGUUGGAGAAUCUGUAAUGUUUGGAGAUACUGACCCGAAAUCUCCAAAGCCUAAGUUUGGAACGUAUUGGGUUAAAGAUGGGAGAGUAGUUGGAGUGUUUCUCGAAGGAGGGGCUCCAGAGGAAUACAAGGCCAUUGCUGAAGUAGCACGGGCGCAACCUUCCGUUGAGAGUCUUGACGUGUUAUCCAAGGAAGGUCUUUCUUUCGCCACCAAGUUUUAUAGCACCACUCUUUGAGACAUUUGGGGUCUUGUUUGGUACAAGUCAGAUUGCUGCAACAAUUAAUAUCUCCCCUUGUCCUUUGAUUUCAUGUCGAGCCCCUUUUUAUAUUUGGGUAUAAUAAUUUCAUAAUAAUGUAUUUUAUGGUUUUAUCGAAUCAUUGGAUUUUAAGUUCUUACAAUAUUCGAUUCAUGAUA